AUGGCAAACAACAUCCUGGAAGCCGGCGUGUGUUUGCCUGCGCGUGACAGCGACUCGGGGGGAAGACACAAGAACGAGCUGGCACCUCCGGAGUCUCCAACGCAUCACUUUGCUAAUUCAAUUAACCAUGUAAAGGAGACGCUAAUGAACUGGAGAUAUGAGGAGGAACACUGGGAGCUUUGGAUGGCGUCUGCAGAUUUGGUGAAGGUUGUGUUACGGAGACAAGUGAAGCAAACGGGAUGGGAGGAGGGGAGCGAGGGGCAGCUGGAAGAAUAUGGCACAGCGCUCCUGGAUCUGGCAACCGCAGUCCGCAGCUCGAGAAUGGAGUGGAGGUGGCAGGAGGUGGAGGACUGA
Molecule: messenger RNA, 354 nt
Organism: Knipowitschia caucasica
Lineage: Eukaryota; Metazoa; Chordata; Actinopteri; Gobiiformes; Gobiidae
Source: the annotation of a GenBank genome assembly